AUGGAAACUAAUGUUACCCUCACCUCAAGCCAGUCCGCCCCGUGUUUGGCCUGGGAUUUUUCAACCCGUUUUCUCAUGGAGGAUGUCAUCAAACGGAAAACUAAAAAUACCUCGAGACCGCUUUCCCCCAAGCACGAGGUGAAUUCACGAUUUCCCGGCGCUGAUCUAGCCUGCAAGGGGAAUCUUUUACGGUCACCAUCACAGUGCAAUACCCUCGCCUUUCUAACUGACGACCCUGGAGGCAAAGUUCAUUCCAGAACUGUCAGCGCAUCGAUGCAUGCCUCUUGUCAAUUUUCGGCAGAGAGUGAGCAGCUUGAGAAGGAGAUAAUUAACUUAACGCAUCACCGAGGGGAUAUUCCUUCGCCUCUGUCUGAUUGCCUAUCGUUUUCACUACCACCGAAGGCGCGUAGUCUUCAAGUCUGCUCCGGCCAGGAACGAGUCACUGCCGCCUUAUUUGACCCAAAAGAACCCGAAAAUUCUCCCCCGAGCGAUUCCCCUUCCGAAUGUGUUUCUUAUCCCACCUGCGAGUGCACGGACAGUUCAUCGGAGACGACCUUACUCCCGUCUUCAGAUGACUGCUCAUUGGCCACUUUCAUUCAGCCGGAAACCUCACCCUCCAGUCUGUCAUUGUCCUCAUCCGAAACCCCAUCAAGCAUCUCACCAACUAGCGAUUUAUCUCUUUUCUCCCUGAGCCUUCAUGUUUGUAGCACGAAGGACGCUGUUACUCAGUGCGGCGGUGAUACCGAGACUGCCUUAUUACCGAAUGGCCUAACUGAACCCCGUCCCAGGGCCGUUUCUGUAGAUCCAAUUAGGACAAAAGCCCCCAUUGAUGUGGAGGAGCCAAAGAGCAAAGAGUCAAUCAAACAGAAGGCAGAUGAAGUUCAAAAGAUUGAAAGAAAAGUUAAAGGGAAAAACCCCUGGGCAGGUCACCAAUCUGGCUUCAGCUGUGAUAGGGCACGUUCACUCAAGACACAAACAGCAGGCAGAACGGAGCUUCGGUGUGUCCAUCGCCUGACGCCUCGGCCACUCCCAGGCUUUUUACAGAAUAACAGGUCACAAAAGAAGGAAUUUUCGUCUGUAUCAAGACCAAAAAUGCGAGCAGCACAAUUCCGACAGCUUUUGCUUUUUCGUUCUAACCCCAAUGUCACUCGACGCUUCAUCAUCCGAGACAACCAGUGUCUGCAGCUGUUGGAAGGACUUGCCCGCGACGGCUACUGUAAGGAUCGUCGUCUGUUUUGUACCCUUAAUAACUAUGCGGGCGCCAGGGCUGAACUGGUGGCCGCAAAACCCGCCUAUUCUUACGGACGGCUCACUUACUUUCUUUACCUGCAUGCUCGCACAUGGGACCAAAUGCGGUGGAUUGUUCGUGACAUUGAUCGCUACUAUCCGCAGUGGUGUCUUCCUGCCCAGUUAACCCAAUAG
This is a messenger RNA of Dibothriocephalus latus, 1422 nucleotides long. The record is from the annotation of a GenBank genome assembly. NCBI's taxonomy places the organism in Eukaryota, Metazoa, Platyhelminthes, Cestoda, Diphyllobothriidea, Diphyllobothriidae.